AUGGCGGAGAAGUACCCGCUUCGUAUUGAUUGGGGGAUCUUGGCCAAGCCGAGAUGGGUUGACUUGGCCUGCUCAUCUGUAAAGCACGGAGGCAAGAGGAUUAAUGGUAAUCUUACCUUCAACGGGGAACUCUCCUACCUCACCACCGAGCUUCCCUCCGGAGAGCCUGCCACGCUCUUCUGGACGGAUCGAGCCAAUACGCUACUCGGCGCCGUAUGCGGUAAACCGGUCGAGAUCGAAGUUCUCCCAGCCUGUUUGAUCUGCGGCAAUGAGGAACACGGGGACGAGGAGUGCCUCUACCUCCCCCUCCUUAAGGGUUGUCCUGUACAUACUGAAACCCCUGAAAACGAUAUCAUGGAGGUCAGUCCGCCCCGACCAGACCGCAAGCCAAAACCGCAAAAGAAAACCGUCAGUUUUCAAACUCACCCAAAUGCCGGGUCCAAUCGCGGCCGAGGCACAAACCAUCCCGGCGGGUCCAACCGUGGUAGAGGCUCACACCGUGUGACUGCAUCCCGAGGAAAACCCGCCCCACCCGGCGGCAAGAAAGCGGCGGGCGUCUGA
Messenger RNA from Puccinia triticina, 561 nucleotides. RefSeq lists its product as uncharacterized. NCBI's taxonomy places the organism in Eukaryota, Fungi, Basidiomycota, Pucciniomycetes, Pucciniales, Pucciniaceae. The transcript has 2 exons. The record is from RefSeq and is a predicted model, not a curated record. Bases 1 to 561 code for a protein of 186 amino acids.